This is a messenger RNA of Loxodonta africana (African savanna elephant), 5008 nucleotides long. RefSeq names its product protein phosphatase 1 regulatory subunit 27 (gene PPP1R27). Lineage: Eukaryota; Metazoa; Chordata; Mammalia; Proboscidea; Elephantidae. The record is from RefSeq and is a predicted model, not a curated record. The transcript has 3 exons. Gene Ontology annotation, molecular function: phosphatase binding. Bases 4305 to 4769 code for a protein of 154 amino acids.
CUCAGUGUGUUCUGGGGACAGUAGUUGCUUGUGCAUUGUCACGUGACCAAGUGGAAGGCCAGGGGUGUGCUGCGGACUCCCUGGUGUCUAGUUGUUGCACUGAUGACAUGUUCACUGGACCCAUGUAUGCUGGGCCUGCAGCAGGGGCUGCAGCUGUUCCCCUAGUCUGAUUCAGGCUUCAGAAAGGGGAAAUCAGCAAAUUGAUGUGUUUGCUACCCAAGCCUUCAUGUAAAAAGGAUUGGGCUGGUUUUAAAAUACGAAAAUUCCUAGUGUUUAAAAUGUAAUUUGACUCCUAAAAGCUGCGCUUGCUCUUGGUUUGCAAACGGACGAGCACAGAAUCCAGCCCACCUUCGCAGAUAAGCUGCUGCAAUGCAGGUCAUGGUCGAUGGUCUGGAUUAGCACCCCAAGCCCCCCCAGUGGCGGUGGACACCUCUUGGGUCUUAGGGCCACCAGGGAACACCGAGAGUCAGGGAGGUGGCUACAGAACUGGGGGGCUUUGCACCCUGCUGCUGUCUGCCCAAGUGAGGGGGAGGCUGCAGGCAACACCCCUGAAGGAAGCAGAGGGGGCCCCAAAAGGCUGGGCAGAGCACAUGGCUGAGCCCCUGGGGAACGCUGGCAUUCCGCCAAGCCCCUCACGCCCCAACGCACCUUUGUAUCAACUGGGUCCUUGAGCAGGACGUUGUCCACUCCCAAGGCCUGAUGUCUACAUGCUGAGUGCCUCUGGGUGUCACAGGGCUGCUAGGCUGGCAGCCAGGGACCACGCGCAACCGUGGCGGUGCCACACCUCGGCCCUCGGGUAGCUGUGGGAGACAGGCACCUCCUCCUGAAGCCCCCCAGCCUGCCGUCCAGGUCACAGCCCAGGACUGCUCCGGCUGACCUGGCCUGCGGUAUACAGCAGGAGCACACUGAGGACACUGCUCCCUGUGGUCCUCAUAGGACUUGUGCCUGGUGCCUCUGACUGGACCAACCAGGACCCUGGCUUCACGUGGCCUGAUACUGUGUGCUCCGGCUGGCAGACUGCACCCCCUCCCUGCACCCUGAGCCUACAUGACCACUCCCUACUCCCUUGCACCCAGCCUGGCCCCUCCCCCCUCCCAUAUCCUGCAGCCAGUAUCCAGGGGCUUGUGUGGGGCUAGUUCCUCUUCCGGACCCUGCCGACACUUAGGGAUGCCUAACCACAGGAAAGUGCCAGACAAAGAUUCGUUUAAGUAGACACCAAAAAUCCCACACAGUGAAGGGCCAUGCUCUGUAACGCUUGCAGGAGAGGACAAGGGGCCUCUGAAAAGGGGACAGCAGGGUGACAGUGGGUCUGGCAGUCCUAUCAUGUGCUCAGUGUGGACCCUGUGGCCAGCUGUACAGGAGUUGCCUCUGGAAUAAGGUGGGCCAGGCAGGCUGCCCGGCAGCAGUGGCACGUGCUCUGAGAAGGGCAGUCACCAAGGCCUCGCCCCUCCACAGGCAGCUGACCGAGCACUCGACGCUGGCUUUUCCGAGAGGUGUGGAGAGGUGUUUGACCCAGCCGGCAGGCUGGGGAUUAGCGAGGCAGCUGCAGAGGCUCUGGGCUGGUAGUCAAAGCUUAGAAGCAGGACUUGUCUCUCACCCCUUUUUAGGUGGCAGGAAGCAUGCCCUGGAGUCUAAGAAAACUGCCAGACCUGAGUGUGACUCUCGGGGUCCCUCUGACCUUGGAGCUGCCAGGCAGGGCUGGCCUCCCCUCCACAGCCUACUCCUGUACCCUACUUUCCAACGGGACCUGGCAAUCUCCUUCCAAAAGGUCACGCCCUUGAAAACCCUAUGGAGCUCAUUUCUGUUCUGCACUUAAAGGAUUGUCAUGAGUCAGAAUUCGCUUGAUGGCAACUAACUACAAGCCACAUAAUAAGUUCAUAGAGACCAAGGAGGGCCAGGGACAAAACUACAUAAAUACAGGCUUUGUUCUGUCGUCAAGUUGCACGAUGCUUACACCAACUGUAGAGGUGAGCAACUGAUGGCCAGCUCUGAAAAAGAGGCUCGCAAGUGAGGUGAUCUAGGGUUUCUCACCUAGAAGACGUGUUCCCAUGGCGACCCCCGCUACAGUGAAAAGCACAAUACCUUUCUGGGGAUCUGUUGUGCCUGGUAAGACUUUGGUGACCAGUUCCUUCUCUGAUUCACAAAGAAACCCCAAAGCCAAAAAGCUGAGCCCCCUGUUAAGAGAAUGCAUUGGAGGAUCCUUUUUGGAGUCACCCAACAGGCCUCUCCUGGGGGCUUACUCGAACCCUGGCUGUAGAAUGGUGCCCGGCCCCGCCAGCAACAAGGCACUUGGGGGCCACUGCUUUAGACAGCGUUCUUUCACCUGAUCCCCUGGGGUUGGGGGGGCAGGCAGAACUUUCCACAACCUAAGACAAUCUCCUCAACAGAGAAAAUUCUGUCUCCCGUGUGCAGUGAAAACUUUCAGUCUUUGGGGAAACAAGCCAGAAGGGACUGUACACGACUCUCAAGGGACCGGCAUUCAUGCUGACCACUGCCUGCUUCUGGGACCCUGGAAAUUAGGGGACAUUGAGUACCCCCUUGGGUGGGGGCCUCUGCAAAGCUGGGCCCCAGAGAGCUGUCAUACUGUGUUCAGCCAUGCCAGAGGGAACGAGACAGACCACUGCUCAGAUCAGGGAGCCCUUCCUGGGUAGCAUCCUGUUUCUCCCCAAAUAUUUGGCAAGAGGCUCUGCACCUCGAGGCACUCUAAUGCACUUGUUGAUUUGGUUUCGUUGGAUUGAGAGAAGCCUAGUGACGCAAGCCUCCUGACCAGGUGGCAACAAGCACUGCCCUCUCUCAGGCAGUGCCCCUUGCCCCUAGAGGCCAGUCUGCCCUUGUUCUAGCUACCAGCUUCAAGUUCCUUAACCCCAGUUACGCCUGGGUUCCAUGGCCCAAACUCUGCUCCUGUACGCCUGCCCCACCUACAGCCCCUUCACACACACUCACACCCAGCAGUGUGGGGUCUGGCUGUCAGCCCUGCUUCUUGGUGCUGUCACAAAAGCAAAAGCCUUUGGGACCCGGAGCCUGCUGGACUGUGUUUUCCUGAAGUUCUCCUGGUCGCCUCCUACAGGUGCAUCCGCACAGGGCCAGGGGAGACAGGACACCCUGUCCUGGGGGCUGACUGGGUGCCGUCUUAAACGUGAGGUCAACAGGAAGUGCCAGGAACUGAGAACUAGGAGGGGCGGAGCAGAGCGGCAGUGGGGAUCUGCAAGGUGAGGGUGCCUACAAAGGGCUUCCGUGGGAACAGGGACUGGCUGGGCAGUUGCCCUUGGUCACAGCUGGAGAACUUAGAGCUAAACCUGGAAUCCAGGGUAGGGCUGGGGAUUCUGAGCAGGAGGGUACUGCCCUCCAGGCCCAGGUUCUGGGAAAACAGCAGGUGGUGAUGCAGGCCCCACCGGAAGGUGGAAACUGACAGGUGAUAGAAUUCUCACCUUCUGUGUGAGAGACCUCAGUUCAAUUCCCGGCCAAUGCACCCUGAGUGCAGCCACCACCCCUCUGUCACUGGAGGCUUGCAAGUUGCUACGAUGCUGAACAGGUUUCAGCGGAGCUUCCAGACUAAGACUAGGAAAAAAGACCUGGUGAUCUACCUCUGAAAAUCAUUUAGUGAAAAUCCUACGGAUCACAAUGGUCUGAUCUGAAAUUAUCAUGGGGAUGGCACAGGACUGAGCAGCGUUUCAUUUCGUCGUGCAUGGGACCAACAUGACAGCAGCCAACAACAGGGACACGAGUUGGGCUUGUGUCUCUCUCACUUGUGCUCAGCACCCCGGUUCAUCAGUGGUGUGGGAACCCCCCGGGGAUUCCCAGAUUAGGGUGGGGAGGAGGAUGAUCCUUACCGCCUAUCACACCCUCUCCGAGUCUCUUGGGCUGUCGGUGACCUUUAACAGGCUUUGCCCAGGCCCCUGGCCUUCUUUCUGGGCCCUGUCCUUCUAGAGCCUUCCCUUGCCCUCUGCAAGGCACCUUCUGGGUCCAGCUGUGGGGCAAGAGUGGUAGCCAGGAAGGAUCUGACCUCUCUGGCUGGGCACAGAGACAGGUGGACUGAAAGAUGAGCUAUCAAAUAUGAUCCUGGGCAGGGAGGGAACGGCUCAGUUUCAGGCCCUUGCGGCAACGGGCAUGACGGCACAGCUUUAUAUAGCUCUGCAGAACUACAUAAGGCAGAGCACCCUGCCACAGAGCAGCACCAGGGUCCCUGUGCCGGGGAGGUCUUCGUCAGACAGGGCAGCCUGCACGCACCUCUGCUCUAGGCAGGCACCCUCCUCACCCUUGGCUCAGGAGGGUCUCCCAAGGGGCAGCCACCACAGCCCUACAACAUGCCCAGCAGAACCGUCCGCUAUGCCCGCUACAGCCCACAGCACCAGCGCCGGCGGAUGCUGGCCGAUCGCAGUGUCCACUUCCCAAAUGAUGUCCUGUUCUUGGACCACAUUCGCCAGGGUGACCUGGUGCAGGUGGGGCGCUUCAUCCGGGCCCGAAAGGUUGCCCUGGACACCAUCCACCCCUCAGGCCUGGCUGCCCUGCACGAAGCUGUUCUCUCUGGGAACCUGGAGUGCGUGAAGCUGCUGGUCAAGUAUGGGGCUGACAUCCACCAGCGCGACGAGGCCGGCUGGACGGCCCUGCACAUUGCCUGCAGCGAUGGGUACCCGGACAUCGCCAGGUACCUCAUCUCCCUGGGGGCAGACAGAGACGCGGCCAACAACGACGGCGACCUGCCCUCCGACCUCAUCGACCCGGAAUUCAAGGAUCUGGUGGAGCUCUUUAAAGGCACCAGGAUGGACUGAGCCGGUCCUGGCACCAGGGCGCCCUCCCUGCAGAAGCCCCGGCCCGGCGCACCCCCUCCGCCCCCUGCACCUCUCUGGCCUGGCUUUUUCUCUAGAUGACUUUUUUAUGGUGACACUUUUUACUUUUUCAAUAAACAUGGUUCCUAAGCCCGUGGUGGUGGCUUCGAUUACUGGUGACCGGCCCGCCCCUGGCUCUGGCCGUUGCAGGUGUUCAGUGCCGGCCGCGCUGGGCUGGAGGU